Messenger RNA from Lathyrus sativus (Indian pea), 1194 nucleotides. The record is from the annotation of a GenBank genome assembly. NCBI's taxonomy places the organism in Eukaryota, Viridiplantae, Streptophyta, Magnoliopsida, Fabales, Fabaceae.
AUGCCAACGUUUGCUCCAAUAAACCGAAAUUCUUUUACAUUUCUGUACGCCAACAAGUGGUCUGUUCCAGGGAUGAAUUAUCAGAGAUGUCCCAGACACUCUAUAAUUCAAUACUGCAACCUCAUCGACCACCUUGGGCCAGAUGAUUUUGUCUGGAUGCCGUACGAGGGUCUCGACCACCAGCCCGACCCCAAUGAUGUUGCUGUGUGGACAUCAAGAACACCCAUAAUUAGGUUCACUACGGUGGAGAUGCACCAAAGUGACCGGGUGAAGCUACAAUUUGGGAUGCAUCAGAAUAUUCCAGAUGCUCCGGUAGAGUUGGGGCAGUGGCAUCAAAAGCGGGUGGACUCGCAGUGGAGUGUCAGUGAUUGGAAGGAGUUUGCGAAGGAGUUGUGUAAACACAGAAAGAGAAGAAGGCAACACGUCUUAACCGACCGUAUUGUGCACGGGGCUAGGCCAAGUCUUCAAUAUAUGACUUGGUUUAGGUCUGUCACGACAUCUCAGCCAUUUCUGUCCCAGCCAACAUAUUUGGUCGACCCAAGGCAACGCGCUUCUUCGUCCAACACACAACAACAGUCCAGUGCCCAAAAUCAGCCUUACCAUAACCCAUACAUGUCCCCAAAUGCCCCCCAUCAACCACCAUACCAUGACCCAUACAUGCAACCCACCCAGUCCCAGCCUCAACCACCAUACCAUUAUAGCCCUGAUACGUCUUUUGAGCCUACCCCCUCCGCCUAUAGCCCAGACAACUCAUUUGACCCUACCCUCUCCAACUACCCCUCCAACUAUAGCCCAAACAACUCAUUUGACCCUACCCUCUCCAACUACCCCUCCAAUUAUCCACUAUUUGACUACCACACCCCACAACAACCAACACACUAUUUCCAACCCAAUUCGAUGUACGAAUUCGGAAAACCAUAUCGUCCAUACACCACCCAACCUCCCCGACAAUCCUUCGAAAACAUGGGCAUUGAGCUAAACUACGGAAGCGCCGUUGAUAGUGGACCUCCCGACUAUUGGGGUCAAAUGCUGCAAAAUCUAUCUGAUACGUCGGGACCGUCCCAACAAAACCCUCCUCAACAACUCAACACACAACGACCAGACACACCACAACAACCUCGUCGUAGACCUCGUCGCAACGCGCAUCCCCCGCAGUGUGGCACCGGUGGUCGCUUGGAUAGAGCCGACCAUUAA